This is a messenger RNA of Punica granatum (pomegranate), 1302 nucleotides long. The record is from RefSeq and is a predicted model, not a curated record. Lineage: Eukaryota; Viridiplantae; Streptophyta; Magnoliopsida; Myrtales; Lythraceae.
CACCUCUGUUCCGUUGUGCGUUUCUUGAACAACACACACACACACACACACACACACGAUUCGAUAAUAUAUAGAGACCUCACACCGCCCCCAGCAACGACAAGAAGAAGAAGAAGCAGAGUAAAGGUUCAGCUGAACCCCAAGGAAGCAAUCUUCAAUCUGCCUGGGGAAGCUAAUCGGGAGGGCAAUUGGGAGGUCAGUCACUGAGGUUUAAAGUAUGGCGAUCGAAGCGCAGCUGCGUCCCGAGAUGAAUAUCGCAGCCGGGUUCCCGAUGCUCGGCUUGCCGUCUUCUUCGUCGCAUCAUGAUUAUAAUGGCGGUUGUGGGUUUAAUUCUAUUGUCACCGCAUCGGGGCACGGCCGGAAGAGGCAGAGGUUGGACCUGGAACAGCUCGUGUACAUGCAGCAGUUGCAGUGCCAGCAGCAGAGGGGUCACCAGAACUUGUGUUUGGUUUCCGGUUUUCAUGAUGGCGUGGCGGAGAGUUACAGGAAGAGGCUGAAUUCUGAGACGGGAUUUGAUCGGCAUGGCGAAGAGAUUGAUCACUAUCUUAGAUUACAGGCCGAGGGACUGAAAUGGCUGUUGAAGGAGCAGAGGCAAAGGCAGGAGGCAGCGCUGCUGAGGAAGAUCGAAUCGCGGGCUCAAUCCCUAUUCCAGCAGAAGGACCAAGAGCUCGCCCGGGCUUCCCGGAAGACGGCGGAGCUGCAGAGCUUACUGGCCAAGUUGGAGACGGAGAACCAGGCGUGGCAGAGGCUGGCGCAGGAGAACGAAGCCAUGGUCGUCUCCCUGAGCAACACGCUGGAGCAGCUGAGGGGCAGGGAGGAGGAAGACGUGGAGUCGUGCUGCGACGAGGUUGCCCCCGACCGGGGAGCGGAGGUGGAAAGCCGAGGAGUGGACAAGACGACGACGGCGACGUGCUGCCGGGCGUGUAAUCAUGGAGAGUCGAGUGUUCUGUUCCUGCCGUGCAGGCACCUCUGCUCCUGCAAGUCCUGCGACGCGUUCCUCGACCGUUGCCCUGUCUGCGGCACUGCGAAGAAAGCCAGCAUCGAGGCUCUGAUUCUGUGACCUGGCUCGAAAGAGAAUGAAGGCAGGCGACAACCUUGAGAUGGACAGGACAUAGCAGAUGAGCAGAAGAACAGAACAGAGUAGUUUGAGUACAGGAAGUUGUUCCGUCUCAUCUUCCUUUCCUCUGUUUUCUUGAGAAUUAGCUUAACAGAUUUAUUUAUUUAUUUCUUUUCUUUUUUUUUUCCUUUUUGCUGUUUUAAAGUAAAUGAAACGGAAAGAAAAACGUACAUAUUUCCCUCUAA